AAAUAGUAUGUUGUGCGAUUGAAAGUAAUAUUUAAAGCAAAACAUAUUGGCGACUUUGAAAAACAAUAUUGACUUCCGGUACGUUUUUAUUUUGGUCGGUGCUCCACUUUGAGAUCACUUUCCAAAAUGCCGCCUAUGCCACCAAUCGAGAAAGUUAUUUCUGUACAGGAAGAGAAAACAGAAGAAGAAAUACAAGCAGCUAAACCAGUAAUAGGAAUCAUAUACCCUCCUCCGGAAGUAAGGAAUAUUGUAGACAAGACUGCUAGCUUCGUUGCCAGAAAUGGACCUGAGUUUGAGAGCAGAAUCCGUCAGAAUGAAAUUAACAACCCUAAAUUUAAUUUCCUACAACAAAGUGACCCAUACCAUGCUUAUUACCAGUAUAAAGUGAAAGAGUUCAAGGAGGGCAAAGCUCAAGAACCAGCUGUUCCAAAGCCAGGUCAGUUGGCAGCUGUUCAGAAACAACAGGCAGAGCAAGCCAGAUUGUUAUUGGAAACUAUUGUUCCUAAGGAACCACCACCAGAGUUUGAAUUCAUAGCUGAUCCACCAUCUAUAUCAGCUUUUGAUUUAGACGUAGUAAGGCUAACAGCACAGUUUGUUGCUAGAAAUGGACGACAGUUCCUUACAAACCUGAUGAACAGAGAACAGAGGAACUAUCAAUUUGAUUUCUUACGACCACAACACAGCUUGUUCAAUUACUUCACUAAACUUGUAGAACAGUAUACAAAGAUUUUGAUUCCACCAAAAGACUUACAAGAGAAGUUAACAAAGGAAUCUGAAGAAUAUAAAGAGGUAUUACAGCAAGUAAAAUACAGAGUAGAGUGGUGUAAAUAUCAAAUCAGGGAGAGAAAGAAAGAAGAAGAAGCUUUAGAAAGAGAGAGAAUUGCUUACACACAGAUAGACUGGCAUGAUUUUGUUGUUGUAGAAACAGUGGAUUUCCAACCCAAUGAACAAGGUAACUUUCCACCACCCACUACACCAGAUGAAGUUGGAGCCAGAAUUCUUAUGCAGGAAAGAGGAGGAGAAAAGGCAGAUGAUCAGAUGGAGGUAGAAUCAGAUGAGUCUGAAGAGGAUGAGGAUGGAGAGGAGGAAGACUUUGACAAUGCUCCUACGCCUCCUCUUCCAGAGGAAGAUUUACAGGAGAUGGAAGGAGAAUCUGAGUCUGAGGAGGAAGAGGAACCAGUGAAGAUCCCAACUCCUGCUCCACCUCAGCCACCUAUGCCACCACCCCCACCGCCACCCAGUGAAAUACCACCAUUACCCCCAACACCUGAUCAAGUCAUCAUCAAGAAGGAUUACAACCCUAAAGCUCGUCCUACUAUGGGAGAAAUAACCACAGACAUGGUGUCACCAAUUACUGGAGAGAAAAUACCAGCACACAAAGUUCAGGAGCAUAUGAGGAUAGGAUUACUUGAUCCUAAAUGGAUUCAGGAAAGACAGAGAGCUAUGAAUGAGAAGAAGGAACAAGAAGAAGUGUAUGCCCCUGGAGUUUCUAUUGAGAGCAGUCUGAAACAGCUGGCCGAGAGACGUACUGAUAUCUUUGGGGUUGGUGUAGAAGAAACACAGAUCGGUAAAAAGAUUGGUGAAGAAGAGAGAAAAGAGCAGAGAGUUGUUUGGGAUGGACACACAGCUUCCAUGGAAAAAGUAACACAGAAGGCUAGAGAAAACAUCUCUAUUGAGGAGCAGAUUGCUACAAUACAUAAAACUAAAGGAUUAGUAGCUGAUGAAGAAAAAGAGAAGAUUGGUCCAACUGUCCCUAAAGUCCAGCCUCCACCUCCUCCUCCUCCAUCUAAACCAGCUCCACCUCCUCAACCACCAACAAACAUACAUAAAAGUAUGGCACAACCACCACUACCAAGACUACCAAUGUCAACACCACCAAUGCCACUCAUGAAUCAGCCACAGAGACUAAUGAUGAUAUCUACACCUAGGCCACCAAUGAAUGUUAUUGGAAUGCAGCCUCAGCAAAUGAUGCCUCAGCCUAUGAUGGCAAGACCACCACGUCCAGGCUUUGCACCAACCCUGUUGGCUCAUCCCCCUGGACCUCCUAAACCACCAUCAAUGGAUGAACCUCCAGCAAAGAAGGCCAAGACAGAAGAACAGUUGAUUCCAGAGGAUGUAUUCUUGUCCAGAAACAAAGGGCCUGUUACCUUUAAAGUCAUGGUACCAAAGGCUGAUGACAAACCAGAAUGGAAACUCAAUGGACAGAUGUUGACCUAUACAUUACCACUUUCUGACUCUAUUGCUGUUAUGAAAGCUAAGUUAAAUGAAAGUCUGGGACUACCUGCUGGUAAACAAAAGUUGCAGUAUGAUGGUAUCUUCAUGAAGGAUUCUAACUCCUUAGCUUACUACAACAUUAAUAAGGGAGCUGUAAUUAGCUUACAAUUAAAGGAGAGAGGAGGGAGGAAGAAGUAAAGGGAGAUAAUUACAACAACAUUUACAAAGGGAGAUAGCUGGAACAUUGACAGAGGGAGACAACUACAACAUUGACAAGGGGAGACUAUUGUUAGAGUUCUUUAUUUGUUAUGGUGUAUAUAAUGUAUUGAAGUCUUAUAAAUAUUGUGAAAGGGGCUCCAAAGACAAUUGUAAUGUGGUAAAUAAUUUUAAAGUUGAUUGUAUGACUCUGUUUAUAAUGAACCACUUUUUUCAUUCAUUCUCAUCAAACUAAUGUGCAAGUGAUUUUGAUUUUGCUUUAAUGUUUAAAUUUUUCUUGUAAUGAUAAGAAAAGUAAAACUAUAUGUUUAAAGAGAGGAAUGCCAAUUCAUUUAUAGAUUUUGCCGAAGUUUUUCAAUUUUCCUUUUUGCAUCUAUUGUUUGUUUGUACUUGGGUUUCACUGAGGCAUAUUUGGGGUUUCAAAGAAUGUUUGGUACAGAACCUUAUUGGAAAAUAACAAUUUAUUUAUAUUUUCAUUCAGUAAUGCUCAUUACAUUCUGAUAUAUUAUAUGGUAUGAUUCCCAAAAAGUUUUAAAUGAUGUAUAUCCCAAAUUUUGAUUAUUAAAUUUUGAAAAUUGCAAGUUAUUUUACUAAUGUAGAAACUUGGUAAGCUGAUAAUGUUGAUAACAAGUUAAUUACAUAUUAAUAAAAAAAAUGUUUUAUUUGAAAAGAUUUUUGUGCUGAGAAAGUUUGUGACAAUUUUUUAUGCCAUAGUAGAAUAUGUUAUUUGUAUAAGACAAUAUAAAAAAAUGAAAACAUAAAUUACAUAGCCAGAUAAUAUCAUUGAUUGCAUGUAGUCUGGGUUCUCAGUAAUGUAUACAGGACAAACUCCUUAUUUAGAAAAAGAUUUAUCGUUUGUUGUAAUUAUUUUCAAAAGAGAAAUUAUUGACAACAUUUACAUUUGAUUUAACCGUUUUGAUUUCAUUCUUAAAGAAUGCUGUUGCUUUAAAAGAAUUAAAAGAAUAGGAAAACCUUCA
Messenger RNA from Mytilus californianus (California mussel), 3407 nucleotides. Its product is annotated as splicing factor 3A subunit 1-like. Gene Ontology annotation, cellular component: U2 snRNP; U2-type prespliceosome; catalytic step 2 spliceosome. The record is from RefSeq and is a predicted model, not a curated record. NCBI's taxonomy places the organism in Eukaryota, Metazoa, Mollusca, Bivalvia, Mytilida, Mytilidae. The transcript is spliced from 19 exons. Bases 127 to 2412 code for a protein of 761 amino acids. Gene Ontology annotation, molecular function: protein binding; RNA binding. Gene Ontology annotation, biological process: mRNA cis splicing, via spliceosome; regulation of alternative mRNA splicing, via spliceosome.